This is a messenger RNA of Neltuma alba, 1511 nucleotides long. RefSeq names its product thaumatin-like protein 1. Bases 104 to 1066 code for a protein of 320 amino acids. The record is from RefSeq and is a predicted model, not a curated record. The transcript is spliced from 3 exons. NCBI's taxonomy places the organism in Eukaryota, Viridiplantae, Streptophyta, Magnoliopsida, Fabales, Fabaceae.
AGAGAAGAAGAAUUAGGAUAGAACUGGUUUCUACUCCAUUAGCCACUAUCCUCUUCUACAUUCAUUAUUUCAUAACAAGAUUGAUUUCUUCUCAUCCAAAUAUAUGGAACAGCUAACACUAUUAUUUUCGUUACUGCUAACACUUCACUUAUCCGUGUCAGGGGUUUCUUCAACGACAUUCACCAUAGUUAACAAAUGUGGCUACACAGUUUGGCCGGGCAUUCUUUCAAACGCCGGAGUUUCUCCUCUUCCCUCCACUGGUUUUGUUCUUCAGACCGGCGAGUCAAAGACCAUCUCCACACCAACUUCUUGGGGUGGCCGUUUCUGGGGCCGAACUCAAUGCUCCCAAGACUCCACCGGCAAGUUUAGCUGUGUCACAGGUGACUGUGGCUCCGGGAGACUGGAAUGCGGAGGAAAAGGGGCCUCUCCGCCGGCGACGUUGGCGGAAUUCACUUUAGAUGGAGCGGGAGGGCUUGAUUUCUUCGAUGUGAGCUUGGUAGACGGAUACAACGUACCUAUGAUGGUGGUUCCGCAAGGUGGCUCCGGUGACAACUGCACGAACACAGGGUGUGUGGCGGAUCUGAACGGCGCAUGCCCUUCAGAGCUAAAGGUGAUGAGCGAGGACGGAACGGAAGGGGUGGCGUGCAAGAGCGCGUGCGAAGCGUUCGGCUCGCCGCAGUACUGUUGCAGCGGCUCGUAUGGAUCUCCGAACACCUGCAAGCCGUCGUCAUACUCGCAGAUAUUCAAGAAGGCGUGCCCACGCGCCUACAGCUACGCCUACGACGACAAAACAAGCACGUUCACAUGUGCGUCUGCCGAUUAUACGAUCACCUUUUGUCCGUCACCCAACACCAGCCAGAAAGCGUCGCAAGGGCAAAACACGGACAGCCCAUCUCCUCCGCAAGCUCCGACCUCGCCGACGACGGUGGACACAAACAGCCCCAUGGUGUAUGAAGGCGCUGCUUUUGAUCAAAGCUUGAUGUCAGCCUCCACGUGCAUCCACGUGUUCCGAUCCCAAAUCCUCGCCGGCAUAAUCACUGUAGCUGUGUCCCUCUGGGGAUUCUGAUUCCAUCCAGCCAAAUAAUAAUUCGUCAUCGGAGUACAUGUACAAUAGUAGGAGUAGAAGCAACAGUGUUAUACCAGGAGGUGGAGGUGUGAACCCAGGAUGAUCUCUCAGCUCCUUCAUUUUUUUCCAAAAACAAACAAAUAAUAUUUGUUUUGUUCGGCCCGGCCCGGCCCACCACACAUUCAUUAUCUUGAUCAGUUGGGCAGCAUGGGCCUAGAAGGCUCUGUGAGGGUCCACGAGUGACGACACUGCCUGUCAUGCUCACUCGUCAAUUCGGCUAUGACGCCUCAUCUUCCUCAAGGCUAAAAAACAAUUCAUACUCAGGGUUGUACCAAAAAAAAAAAAAAAAUUCAUACUCAGAGUACGAUCAUGAGGCGAGCGAAAGCGAGGGUGGGAGAGAGAGGGUAUUCAUUUUAGUUUAUUUUAUUAUUCCUUUUUUAUUCCC